AUGAAAGAAGAAGAAGGGAGGUGCAUUGCGGCCUUGGAGGCCUUUAAUGUAGCCGACAAAAGGAUAAACAAGCUGAAAAACAAACUGACAGAGGCAAAAAGGGAAAAGAAGAGUGUUGAAGCCACCUUGGAAGGGGCUGAAAGGCAGGUUGAGGGUCCACGGAGGCAACUUCACCAGACCGAAGACCAGCUGGCCACUGCCAAGGAGCAAAUUGCGGUCUUAAAAAAGAAAUUGGAAGAGGCCGAAAAAGCUAAGGACCAGGCCAAGCAGGACGGCUAUGACGUAGGGGUGGCAGAGACCAAAGAGACCCUUAGGGCUGAGGUUUCGGAGGAUCCCCUUAAAGAGAACGAGGUACCUCCCAGGAUGGAGAUUGUUCUUGCAACUCUUCCAGUGCCUGCUAUAGGUGGCCUCAACAAUAAAGACCAAGGAUCCUCGGAGGCAGCACUCUCCCAAUCUACCAAGACCCCACCAAAGGAUAAGAUUGUAAUAAAGAAGAAGUAG
Molecule: messenger RNA, 501 nt
Organism: Quercus robur (English oak)
Lineage: Eukaryota; Viridiplantae; Streptophyta; Magnoliopsida; Fagales; Fagaceae
Exons: 2
Coding region: 1-501 (166 amino acids)
Biological process (GO): transmembrane transport
Molecular function (GO): efflux transmembrane transporter activity
Source: RefSeq, a predicted model, not a curated record